UUACGUCUGCAGUCAGCUGAUGUCCAUCCACCUGACUACAAUUAGCUAGGGCAGUGUUGGAAGCCUCGUCGUUUUGUCUGCUUGGUUAAAUAAAUGAUUGUGUUGUCUAAUGGUAUGAUGUGUUAAUGGCUGACGGCUUGGCUCGGUGCGUUUGUGCGAACCGACCGGCGGUUACAAACUGUUAGCCGAACUGUUAGCCGUUAGCUGCUAGCUAAACCACUGGAGCUUCAGGAAGAGACGAGUCGCUGCUCCUCGGAGGCUGUGAGGAUGGACAAGGUCGCAAAAGAUGUGGGUGAUAUCCAGUCCAGACUGCUGGACCACAGACCCAUCACUCAGGGGGAGAUCCGCUACUUUGUGAGGGAGUUUGAGGAGAAGCGAGGCUACAGGGAGAGCAGACUGCUGGAGAACCUCAACAAGAUGGUGGUGGAGACGAACGAGCAGGUGCUGCCCAAAUGUUCAGAGGCCAUGCACGAGCAGCUGUGUGACGUCAUCACGCGACUAGAGGCUGCUAAUCACAUGGCACAGAGAGUCCAGCAGAGGGAGCUAGAAGCACAGCAGAGCACCCAGCUGCAGACAAGCAUGGAACAGUGUAAGGAGGAGUGGGAGGAGUUCAUGAAGGAGCAGCAGAGACUGAAGGAAGAGGUGGACGAGGAGCACGCUAAGGCUGUCGGACAGCUCAGCACCCAGUACAGCGAAAUGAAGAAAGAGCUGACCAGAUUUUCACCCUUCUAAUCAGCCUGAUGUUAGUGAGGGAGUAAGUGAGAAAACACUCCCUCACCUACUGUAUGAACACUCGUAUUUAUGGACUGGUAGUGUGUUUCAUACACAUGAACAUGCAUCUGCCUGUGUGUGUGUGUGCGUGCGUGUGUGUAUGUGUGGCCAAUAAGGGCCUGUUCUGCAUGUGUGAAAUGAGGCCGUGGCCUUUGAUUGAUGUGGCACUCAGCGGCUGGCACAAACACAGAACGAAACGUAGGAGUUCUGCCCCUGCACUAGAGUCAACAUUUUCCAAAUCAGAAAUAUGAAAGUGUGAUUAACAGUGUGGCAUUUUCACAGGCCAUCAAAAUCACAAUUCCUGUCUUUAGUGCAUGGAAUAUGUACAGCAUGCAAAAGGUCUGGAGCAUGUCAUUUUUUUAAACAAGCAAUCACUUGAUUGUUCCUUGGCCGUGAAGUUUUCAACAUUUCAAGAUUUUUAAUGGAUUCCUGCCUGAAGGUACUGGUGAUAAAUUUGUACUGGCCUUGAGUUGAAAGGAAACUGGAAUUCAGCACCAGGACGAGAUAUUCCAAGCAUUGACAGCAAGAUCAUUAAGUGUUAGAGGUGCCAUUCAGAGCAGGUGUGUUUAAAGCGCAGGUCGAAUGUUGUAGAAACGGGCUCAAACAGAACCGUUUACAGAACAAAUUGUCCCUCACCAGCUCCUCAGUGUUUGGAACAUUUGACCUCUGACAUCAGCUUCAAGUAAACCAACCCUGUCUACACUGACUUACAUUACAAAAGCUCUUUGCUGAAGCCAGUUAGAACUGUCAGCAGCCAUUAAUCCUCAAUCCUUGUUUUUGUUGGUUUAUAUUUGCAUUGCCGCCGUGAAUCUGAUUUUAAUAUGCCACAAAUCCAAUAUUUCCAUUAAAAAAAAAAAAAACUGAACCAAAACUUAAACAAAAUGUAAAUUGUUUUUCUCUGAUUGUUUUUCAUAUUCCUUUUUCAUUUUAAUGUAUUUAAUUACACAUUGGAAAUAUGCAUUUGAUGCAUAUUUAUUGCUCUUUUAAAGGUCUUAUUUUUUAAAGUCUUGAUUAUUGCAAACAUGAUCUCACACAGAGGUUUAAUGUGUUGUUAGAAAUAGAUUUUUUUCCCAACCUAGUUAAAGCACAAUGAAACAUACCUUAUCGUCUUAUAACUCUCUGCUGGGUCCUGACCCCCGGGUGAGAACCUCGGAGGUAGAUGGUUGACACACUGCACUUUUAAUGAAGUGUUUUGUUUGGAAAAGCAUUUGUGCUGGACAAAGGCAGGCCAUUUGGACAGACUGAUGGAUGGGGUGGGCAUGCCAGGCACAUUCCUGGCAUGGCUGAGAACACAGUUCAUCUCAGACAAUGUGACAGGACAAAUAUUUAAGAUGCCCCCCCUAACUCUCUUCCCACUGCAGAGACACACAAACUAUCUAAUGUCCCAUUGUCAUCUGAGGAAGGGAGUUGAGAGCUGACCUCAUCCAUUAAACAAAAAAGUCUUGAAUGCUCCAACCUGCAUUAGUUCUUUUGAUUUAAGAAUAUGCAGCAGAAUUUUGAUACAUCUGACAGCGAGUUCGAGGAACUCAGUGUCAGUAUCCCUUUUCAGCAGAAGCUGAGGUGCACCUUGUUUUUUCCUCAUUUGGCUGGCAGUGACCUGCCCCCCUGUUCUGUCUCUUUCAGCUCUCAUGCAAGGCCACUCUGGCUGCUGUGUGCCUGUGCAUGCAUACUGUACCUGUGAGAGAGACUGUGAUGGCUGGCGUCAGAGCAGGACACGGUGGUUGGCAUGUCAUCGGAGAUCAGAGAGGGCACAGACAUGCCAGCAGAUGUUUUGAGGCAAGGGGCCAGCGUGCCUGUGUAUGUGUGUAUGCCUCUCCUCAGCCUCGGUGACUGGGCUCAGCUGCCCAAUGCGGAGACAGCCCAUCAUCAACUAACAAGGAGCGACAAUACGGAAAUGUGGCCUACCUUUGCCAACAAGGCACCUUUUCAUCUGCCCUUGUUUAUUUUUUCAGUUUCGUUGGAAAGAAAGAAAAACAGUCAGAGUACACGAAAGGUCACCGUUAAAGUCAUAUGAGUGUUAGCUAUUCAUGACUGGAGAGUCAUAAGCCUUUGCCUCUUAAGUACUUGGUAGACAUGAUAUUGUGAAGUACAGGAUUUUUACCUAUGAUAAUGAAUUUUGACUUGGUUGCUUCAUGUUAGAAUUUAAAAAAAGAAGUUGUCAUCCCUUUGAAUACAUUUUUGAAAGUGUCUGGCAGUCUACUUGAGUUUUUUUCUUGAUUACAGAGACAAAAUUACACCAGACUAAGGGAAAACAAAAAGUGGUUCUUCCAACAUUCAACUCCAGACAAGCAGGUGCGUGUGAGUUGCUAGAGGAAGGAUUUUAGCCAAUAGACACUUCAAAUAACCAAUCAAGCUGAUGACCAAAAGGUCACUGGUUCAAAUCCACAGACUAGCUGGAAACAUCUGUUAGGCCUGCCUGAAAGAGCAUUGCAUAAUGAACAACUAACACUGACUUGCCAUGGAGCAAGGCACUGAACCUCAGCUGCUCUAGUGGAGCUUCUUAGUGGACAACAGCGGCAGUCUUUAUCAGCACUGGGCAGCCACCCCAACCCACAGCUACCUCACGAUGCCACUUCCUGUCAGUGAGAUUGUGCUCUUGGUCAAGUUACAUAAUUCAAGGGGCAUUAAGUUGUCAAUGAGUUUUAUCAACCUCUAUUAGCAACCAAGGAACUGCAACAACAUCAACAGGUAGUUUUUGUUCCAAAAACAGAGAAUGGACAGGAAAGCAAGUUUUGAAAGGCAGGAAGCUUAGAACCUGCUGGACUAAUUGUCAGGACACUGUUAUUGAUCAACAACCUGUCAACCCCCCUCUGGUAUAUUAAGGUCAUUUGAUGAAAGAGACAGGAAAACAAAAUAUUUAAAGCACCUUUUCAAAAAGAGCAAAACAAUCUGAAAUCUUUUUAACAUCUUCGUUUUUCUUCUUUUAGGCAUUUCUGCUUUAUUAGACAGUCACAGUGGGGAAAGACAGGAAUGAUAGGGCAGAGAGAGGGGAUGACAUGCAGCAAAGGGUCCAGGUCAGAUUUUAACUGAGGAUGCUACAGCUUAGCCUUACUAUUGUGUGGAACGAUCUCAGAUCUUAACUCCAAGUCUAAGUUUUCUCAAUUUCUGUCAGCAACCAAGGAAUUACCACAUCAGCAGGUUUCAUCAACAGGUAGUUUUUGCUCCAAAAACAGAAUGGGCAGGAAAACAAGUUUUGAAAAGUCAGGAAGCUUAGCACCUGCUGAAGUAAUUGUUAAGGUACUGUUAUUGAUCGACAACCUGUCAACCCCCCUCUGAUAUAUUAAGGUCAUCUAAUGCGAGGGACAGGAAAAAAUAGUUGCCGCACCUUUAAAAAAGUUUAAAACAGUCUGUAAUCUUAACUAAUAUCUUAACCUCAAUGCUGUACAAAGCCCAAGUUACUUUCUAGAAUAAAUAGUUCUUACAUGGAACUAAUAUCAGACUGAUAUUAAGGGGAAAGCAUCUGGCAUGCCGCCCAUGCUGCUGGCACAGAAACUUCCUCUGAAGCAUGUGCACUUCCCAUCUUUUAAACGUCUAGAUAGGGCAGGCCAUACAUUCCGGGAAGACAACUCCAUGUGUAGGAAUGGGUCGGACACCGGCUAAAAUCUCCCCUUAUCACCCUGCGCAGCCUGCUGCCUCGUGUCUCUGGACCCCGGUCGGUUUGUUUUUCGUCUCCUGUGUCUAUCGGAGAGCAGUGUGUUCUUCCUGUUUUGAAGGGAGAGCUAGUGCACUCGGGCCACGGAGCAGCCGUUCCCCGUGCCAACAUAAAUGGUCAAGGAAACAGGCAGCACCCAGCUGGAGCCCCGUCCGACAAGGGGACAGAUUAGGGGUGUGGUCAUUAAUGCAAGUUGAUGCUGUGUUAUAAAAGAACAUACCCGGUCCACUGGAACAUACUGCAAAAUAUCACAGGGAUUCAUGCAAAGUGCAGAUGACAGAUGGAAAUCAGGGCAUUUACCAGUAAACAUCUGAUGUAAAUCAUUUUUGCCACUCAAUGCUUUCAAAUACUGGAAUUUAGAGGAAAGUGGGUGGAUUUAGAGUGGGUAUGUCCCAUGUCAGACAUUUCAUUCAGUUCAUCUUACCACAGAUACAGAAGGCUUCACAUUAAAAUACUAUACUCAUCUACACUACCCUGACAUCACACCAACACUUAGGCUUACACUUGGUACCCAUAUUUCCAUCCUACAGCAAUGAAUGCAAGUACUUAGAAUGGAGCUUUAAUCCAGUGUGCGGAUAAUCCCCCUUUUCUGAAUCACUUACAAAUUCAUGGGAGCCAAUCUCCAACUGUUAAUCCACCUCUGCUCCUGGUUCAUCCUGUUAUGUCUGACCAUCUUCAUUUCAAAUGCCUGAUCUUCCCAAUCCCUAGGCUCCCCUCGCUGCUCUGAGCAGUGCUUUGUAAAAACGGAUUCUCUUGUUUGUCCUCCCCUACAAAGCCAAAUUGUUGCCUUAGGUUUUCUCUAAAGGGUAAAUAAUUGUAAUAAUAAAGUGCUUUCUCUCA
Molecule: messenger RNA, 5263 nt
Organism: Myripristis murdjan (pinecone soldierfish)
Lineage: Eukaryota; Metazoa; Chordata; Actinopteri; Holocentriformes; Holocentridae
Gene: bloc1s5
Product: biogenesis of lysosomal organelles complex-1, subunit 5, muted
Exons: 5
Coding region: 268-732 (154 amino acids)
Cellular component (GO): BLOC-1 complex; transport vesicle
Source: RefSeq, a predicted model, not a curated record